This is a messenger RNA of Tupaia belangeri chinensis (Chinese tree shrew), 1127 nucleotides long. It is a transcript of the gene SMIM35, whose product is annotated as small integral membrane protein 35. NCBI's taxonomy places the organism in Eukaryota, Metazoa, Chordata, Mammalia, Scandentia, Tupaiidae. The coding region runs from base 1 to 429 and encodes 142 amino acids. The record is from RefSeq and is a predicted model, not a curated record. The transcript has 5 exons.
AUGGAGCUGGGCUUUGCAUGCCAGGCUGCACCCAAAGUCGGUUCCCACCCACUGCACUUCCUGGCCUUUUGGCAACACCCCAGGAGCCUUAGGCCCUCAGCCAUGGCGAUGCGGAACCAUCCUGUUCUCCUACAGUCCUCAGCCUCCUGGCUUCUCUUCCCCGCCCGCCCUGGCAGAGGUGAGGACUCCAUCGGCACCUUGGGCCUGAUCCUCGGCGUGGGACUGUCACUGCUGCUCGUGUCCAUCCUUGGCUAUAGUCUGGCCAAGUGGUACCAGCGUGGGUACUGCUGGGAGGGGCCCAAUUUUGUCUUCAACUUGUACCAAAUCCGGAACAUGAAGGAUCUGGAGGUGGGGCCGCCCUUCACCAUCAGUGGCCAUAUCGGCAGUCCAGAUGGCGGCUACAUGAAGUUCUCCAAUGGGUUAGUCUGAUGGGGAGGCACAUCGGCUGCUGGAGCCCGGAGAGGAAGAGGCUGCUGGCUCAGCGUCUGUCCUCCUGGCUUCCCAGGGCUGCCCUCAUUCUCCUGGGCUUUCAAAGGCUGGCGAGGUCCCUGAUUUCUCCUGCUACUCCACCAGCCUGUGGCAUAAGAGGCCCAGGGAGAGUUGGGUCUCUGGGGACAAGUCUGCCGGGGCAGCACAGCAGCUCAAGAGGCGGCCAUGACCCAAGGAGAAAGGACUGGACCCCGGGAGGCCCAUGGGCCUGCAGGAGGCUGGUGCCCUGGAGAGCUAGCCUGGAGAGGCAAGGCCCUUGGACUCCAGUGGGGAUAUUUUCAUGGGGCAUCCCCCUGCCCCCCACCACCCCACCACUUCCCCUUGUAGGGCCACCACCAGGGGCUGGAAAGCCAAUUGUGUCCAGCACGGGCCAAGUUAUAUGGAAACACACGUGAUUCCGGACCUGGUUUCUGACCUUCCCACCAGAGGCCCACUUCCCUGAAGACUGAGCUUGGCUUUACUCUGCCCUGCCCCCACUGGGCUUGAUUCUGGCCCUUUGAACUUGCAGAUCUGCACUGCGUGCUUCCCACCUCACCCCUGUGCCCCACCUGGACCUGUCCUCCCUCCUGCUGACAGGCCUCAGGUCCUCCCGGACACCAUCAGCUCCCAGUGUCCAUGAGCAGCAUUGAGAGCAUUCU